Messenger RNA from Triticum dicoccoides, 992 nucleotides. RefSeq lists its product as uncharacterized. The record is from RefSeq and is a predicted model, not a curated record. Bases 129 to 992 code for a protein of 287 amino acids. NCBI's taxonomy places the organism in Eukaryota, Viridiplantae, Streptophyta, Magnoliopsida, Poales, Poaceae. The transcript has 2 exons.
AUGACAAAUGCAUGUGCAAGUUUUUUCGUCAUCCUGAAAUCUAUCUAGUUUCUUGUUUUGUACUACCACCAACUUUUAGGAAAGAAAGUCAUACCAACCUUAAAUAGGUAUAUUUUCCUUAUGCAGUUAUGGCUCGUCUUCCUUUAAGUGCGAGGCGUGGAAGGAGAAAUGCAAUAUUUUUGAAUCUGACCACUUCCAUUAUGCUUGUAUACUAUUAUGUGUGGUUCAUGUUUUCAUUAGCUUAUAGGAGAAAAUGUUGGCAAAUAGAAAGGAGAAUUAAAAUUAGAGAGUUAGGGGGAGAGAACUUGUAUCGACUAAUUGGUGAGAGCGACGCUAUGUGUAUAAGUCAACUUCAUAUGGAUAGGAGAACAUUUCAUAUAUUAUGUGAGAUGGUGAGAGAUGUUGGUGGUCUAAAGGGUACAAGGAACACAUCAUUAGAGGAGAUAGUGGCAUCAUUCUUGUAUGUGUUAUCACACCAUCUCAAAAAUAGGACAGUAGGAAAAUUCUUCUAUCGAAGCCCUGAGCCAAUUAGUAGAAACUUCAACGCUUGUCUUCUAGCUGUCUUGAAGCUGCACCAUGUGUUACUUAAGAAGCCUGAACAUAUACCCGAGGAUUGCACCGAUGAUAAGUGGAAGUAUUUCAAGAAUUUCCUUGGAGCAUUAGAUGGCACACACAUAGGCGUAACAGUCCCAGCUAAUUUGAAAGGAAGGUAUCGAUCAAGGUUGGGUGAUAUAGAUACAAAUGUGUUAGGUGUAUGUGCACCUGACAUGCAAUUCAUCUACAUAUUACCCGGUUGGGAAGGUUCUACACAUGAUGGUCGGGUUCUUAGGGAUGCCAUCUCACGGCCAAAUGGGUUGCGUGUCCCCGAAGGCCAAUAUUAUCUUGUCGAUGCUCGCUACGCAAACGCGAAAGGAUUUUUAGCUCGAUAUCGAGGUCAAAGGUAUCACUUGGGUGGUUGGACACCACAAAAUCCACCUCAUAACGCAGAAUAA